Molecule: messenger RNA, 1170 nt
Organism: Helianthus annuus (common sunflower)
Lineage: Eukaryota; Viridiplantae; Streptophyta; Magnoliopsida; Asterales; Asteraceae
Product: zinc finger protein GIS3
Exons: 1
Coding region: 182-862 (226 amino acids)
Biological process (GO): trichome differentiation; gibberellic acid mediated signaling pathway; trichome morphogenesis
Cellular component (GO): nucleus
Molecular function (GO): transcription cis-regulatory region binding; DNA-binding transcription factor activity
Source: RefSeq, a predicted model, not a curated record
CCAUGCAAGAUCUCUCCUAGUCCUGGUACACACAUCUCAUGUUCUUUCUCUCCUUAAACAUCAACCCUUUUUUUACUCUAUACAUAUAUACCCACAUAUAGUUUCAUAUAUAUUGAUCUAUACAUAUAUACACACACACACACAAAGGCGUGUAUAAUAUAUAUAUAUAUAUAUAUAUUAUAUGUAUAAUAUGGCAGAUAUUGAUCACUAUCAAUCGAAGAAUAACCAAAACAACACAACAAGUUUAAAGAUUUUUGGUUUCAAUGUAUACGAGGAUGAAGAAGUUGACUCCACCAAAACACCGACAGAAUCUCUAGAUUCCGUCGGUUGUUUCCCCACCUCGGACGGUCGAAAAUACGAGUGUCAGUACUGCUGUCGUGAGUUCGCUAACUCACAAGCUUUAGGUGGUCAUCAAAACGCUCAUAAAAAAGAACGUCAACAGUUAAAACGUGCACAAAUGCAAGCAACUCGAAACGCUGCCGUUUCAUACAUCAGAAACCCUAUUAUCUCCGCCUUCGCUCCGCCGCCUCACCUCCUUACUAACACCGGUCCGAUGGUGAUCCCGUCGUCGGCCGUCGCAUCUCCGUCGUGGGUUUACGUUCCACGCGCCGCUCCCGGGUUCCACGUGUCGCAUGGAUGUGUGUUGCCGUCUGGUUCAUCUUCACCGUCCGGUGGGAGAGGUCCAGGGUCGUUAUCGUAUGCCGGCAGUGUAGGGGAUUCCUCGUUGACACAUAUUGGGCCUCAGCCCAAUAACCGGUUGUCUUAUCAUGAAGACGUGCCUUCGUUGAGUAGGUUUUCGAGAGGGGAUGGUGGGCCCACCUUUGAUGAUACAUUUGGGCUUGAUUUGCAUCUUAGCCUCUAGAGAUUAGCCGAGCCACGGCUUCGGCUUUGGAUUUAAGCCCCUUGGCUCAGCUCGGCACCGCUCAGCUUGGUUCAAUGGUUAAAGAUUUUAAUCUUUCAGCUCCGUUUGGUUCGGUUCGGUUCAACUGCUAUCGAUUUUAAUUUUUUCGGCUCCGCUCAGUUCGGUUCGGUUCAGUUGUUAAAGAUUUAAUCUUUUAGUUUAGUAAACUCGGCUUCACUGUAAACUCGGCUUGGAGAAGCCGUUCAUCCACUUGGAUCUUGUAAAUUAUGAUUUAUUUAUUAAUUUACUUAUUUACUCUAAAUUAGGUU